Gambusia affinis (western mosquitofish) is the source of this 1765-nucleotide messenger RNA. Its product is annotated as vesicular glutamate transporter 3-like. Lineage: Eukaryota; Metazoa; Chordata; Actinopteri; Cyprinodontiformes; Poeciliidae. The record is from RefSeq and is a predicted model, not a curated record. Gene Ontology annotation, cellular component: excitatory synapse; synaptic vesicle membrane. Gene Ontology annotation, biological process: transmembrane transport; monoatomic anion transport; regulation of synapse structure or activity. Gene Ontology annotation, molecular function: neurotransmitter transmembrane transporter activity; L-glutamate transmembrane transporter activity. The coding region runs from base 983 to 1684 and encodes 233 amino acids. The transcript has 5 exons.
UCCCACCGUUUCAUGCUCAGAGCACAUCAUCCAGUCUGUUAAUUUAAUUUUAAAAUCAUAUUUUUGAUUUUUAAAGACUUUUUAUUAAAAAAAAAAAUCUGCAAUUGGGAAUAUAUUUGCAGCAUGAAUGGUUAGACGUCCCUUCUGUUUGUCGUUUAGUGCCCAUCAUUUUAAGAUGUGUUUGUGUAACAUUCACAGCUUCAUGUCAACUCUAAUGGACUCUGUCAUCUCAUUAUCAUCAGAGAAUGUUUAUGAUGAAACAUUUUAAAUAUAAACACAUUUUCAUCAUAAACAUUUCAUAACUAUUAAAAAACGGCAUACACAGAGGGGCUGUCCUGGAUUUUGAAGGCUCUGUCUUUGGUUUCAAGCUCACCCAUUCUGCUUCACAGCAGUUCUCUCCUCAGCAUGUCAGGCUUAUGCAUAUUUCAUUUGCUCGUCUUCAGGGCAGCUAUCAAAUGAAUCAAGCUGGAUGGAUAGAGGUGGAGCUGGGGAGCUGAUGAGGAGGAUGAUGUGUGAAAGCGAGGGGCUGGGUUUGGGGACAACCACUAACACCUGCCCCCUCCUCUCCAUGAAUGAAUGGGUUAUGAGAUGAGAGGGGAUCUGGACGAUUUAUUCUCUUCAGCUGCAGAGAAGAACGGGGCCACAAUGUUUUGGGACUAAAACCUGGAUUUCACACCUCUAGUUUGCUCCCCCUUUGUUCAAAACCACUCCUCAAUGGAUCUUUUAAGGACGCACACAUUUCUGAUUCUGUUGCUCUUAGGACAUUGAGGUACACUUUUCUCUUCUGCACGGAUCCAAAAGUUGGAAAAGUCCUCAUCACUUUGGGACCUCUAGCACCACAGGUGUCAACCCCAACUGGUACACAGUGAAGGAGGAUGACAAGCGGCAUCUAGUGGAUAUUUUUUUUCUCGUUUUCUUCAUAAGAACUACUGAGUAGCUAAGAUUUUGUUUUGGAAUAAAAGAAAAACAAAAAACCGAAAAGAUGCCUUUUGAUUUUGCAAGUUUGAAAAAUCAGGUGCUAAAACCUGGGAAGGAGGAGGCCAAGAAUACUGUGGGGGAUUCUUUAGGAAAGCUGCAGAGGAAAAUGGACGGUAGUAAUGUUGAGGAUGAGGAAAACAUUGAACUGACAGAAGAUGGACAGCCGGUGACAUCAGCACCACUUCCUGCCCCCCUGCUGGACUGCAGCUGCGGCGGUCUGCCCAAGCGCUACAUCAUUGCCAUCCUCAGUGGCCUGGGCUUCUGCAUCUCCUUUGGCAUCCGAUGCAACCUGGGCGUGGCCAUUGUAGAGAUGGUGAACAACAACACAGUCUAUAUCAACGGGACGCGAGUGAUUCAGAAAGCUCAGUUUAACUGGGACCCAGAGACUGUGGGGCUGAUCCACGGGUCCUUCUUUUGGGGCUACAUCGUCACUCAGAUCCCAGGCGGAUUCAUCUCCAACAAGCUGUCUGCCAACAGGGUUUUUGGGGCUGCCAUUUUUCUAACAUCAGUGCUGAACAUGUUCAUCCCGUCAGCUGCCAGGGUGCACUAUGGCUGCGUCAUGUUUGUACGCAUCUUGCAGGGGUUAGUGGAGGGGGUCACCUACCCAGCGUGUCACGGGAUGUGGUCCAAGUGGGCUCCGCCUCUCGAACGUAGUCGACUGGCGACCACAUCAUUCUGCGGUGAGUCACGUCGCUCCUUUCUUUAAUCUAACAAACAGCAGCUCUGAGCUUUUUUUUACCAUUCCAAACAUCUUUGAUGGAACCUCCUCACAAGUCACAAGGAGUAC